Lodderomyces beijingensis is the source of this 1101-nucleotide messenger RNA. The record is from the annotation of a GenBank genome assembly. Lineage: Eukaryota; Fungi; Ascomycota; Pichiomycetes; Serinales; Debaryomycetaceae.
AUGAAGAUUCGACAUUUUGGCUGCAUCCAGCUUUCGGUUAAAAGACAUGUGUCCACAGACUAUUUGGUUAACUCGCUAGCCCCGCUCCAAACCACACUAGAGAACGCGCGACAGAGUGUUGUAAAAACGCCGAAACGAAAUGGGUUGAAACUGCUGCUGAAAGCGAAAAAGUCUAGCCAGUUGGAGAAAAAGAUGUUAAACUCCAAAGUGCUCUACGAUAUCUUCCUCGACCAAGAAUGUCUGCCGUUCAGCCUGGCCCAGAUCACCAAGUCGCAAGCCUUUUUCAACAACUCCAAGAUCUCGCUCGACUGGGUCAACUCCGACUACUACCAAAUCCCAGACGUGAAGUACCAAGCCCUCAAGGCUGCGCGCCAGGAAAAACUCGCAAAUGCUUCAUCUUACAACUUGAAACACAAGUCGAAUGUCAAUUUGAACCCCAGGGGAACAUUUGGCAUCACGCCUGAUCUCUUGCGACCACUACCGGAGGUGUUGAUCAUGGGCUAUACCAAUGCGGGCAAGUCGUCGCUCAUCAAUAACCUAUUGACUCCCGAGAAGGCUUUGAGUCGAGCCGACCAGCUCGCCUACGUGUCUGCCAAAGCCGGGUACACGAAAACGCUCACCUGCUUCAAGGUUGGCAACAAGUUGCGCUUUAUUGACAGUCCCGGCUACGGAGAACGGGGACAACUCAAACAGGGCGAGUUGGUGGUCAACUACUUGGAGAAGAGAACAUUGUUGAAAAAAGUGCUAUUGGUGGUUGACUCAGUUGAAGGAGUGCGCGAGGAAGACUUACACAUAAUAGACCUCUUGACCAAGAAGGGGAUCCCAUUCGACGUUAUCUUUACCAAGCUAGAUCUCGUCUUGAAGAAAUUCUUGCCGAAAACUCUAUUGACGUUGGAUCACCCGGAAGAAACAAUCAAACGCAGCAACCAAGCGAUCUUACAGCACUACAACGAUUUGAUUGAAAAUGCAGGCCUAAGAGACCUCCCGGUUCCUCCAAGGUUCAUGUUUAACAAUUCACAAAUGAACAGCUUUGUUUCAGAGUAUUCGGGGUUUAAAGCUAUUCGAUGCAGCAUCCUCGAAAGUUGCAAUUUAUUGCGGUAA